AUGGCAACGACAGCUCUGACCGGGUUCUCUAUGAUGAGCCUGCUCAGCCUCGGGUACCUGACCUGGGACCUAAUGAGUCCUAACCAGGUGGAGAACGAGCCAGAUCAAACUUUUGUUGACACGUCUCCCAUUCCGCAGCCUCCUCACAUCAUUUUCAUCAUGACGGACGAUCAGGGAUUCAACGACAUCGGCUAUCACAGCUCUGACAUCAGGACACCGGCGCUGGAUAAACUAGCUGCAGACGGAGUGAAGCUGGAGAAUUAUUACAUCCAGCCCAUCUGCACGCCCUCCCGCAGUCAGCUCAUCACCGGCAGGUACCAAAUUCACACUGGCCUGCAGCACUCCAUCAUCCGGCCCCGCCAGCCCAACUGCCUGCCCUUUGACCAGGUCACCCUACCCAAGAGACUGCAGGAGCUCGGCUACGCCACCCACAUGGUUGGCAAGUGGCACCUGGGCUUCUACAAGAAGGAGUGCCUGCCCACUCGACGGGGCUUCGACACAUACUUUGGCUCCUUGACGGGCAGUGUGAACUACUACACUUACGACUCUUGCGACGGCCCUGGGCGAUGUGGUUUUGACCUCCAUGAGGGGGAGUCGGUCGCAUGGGGUCAGGGGGGCAAAUACUCAACACAUCUCUACACACAGAGAGUUCGCAAGAUCCUGGCAACUCACGAUCCUCAGUCCCAGCCACUGUUCAUAUUUCUCUCUUUCCAAGCUGUUCAUACACCCCUGCAGUCUCCGCGCGAGUACAUCUACCCGUACCGCGGGUUGGAAAAUGUGGCACGCAGGAAAUAUGCUGCUAUGGUGUCAGCUGUAGAUGAGGCAGUACGCAAUAUAACAUAUGCUCUCCGCAAGUAUAGUUACUACCAGAACAGUGUCCUCAUCUUCUCCACUGACAACGGUGGGCAGCCUUUGUCCGGCGGCAGUAACUGGCCGCUCAGAGGACGUAAAGGCACUUACUGGGAAGGUGGCGUACGGGGUCUGGGGUUCAUCCACAGCCCUUUGUUGAGGAAGAAGAGGAGAGUGAGUAAAGCCCUGGUGCACAUCACUGACUGGUACCCCACACUGGUGGGAUUAGCAGGUGGCAAUGGGUCCCUGAUGGAGGGGGUGGAUGGGUAUGAUGUUUGGGAAGCCAUCAGUGAGGGGAAGGAGUCACCCAGGUUGGAGAUCCUCCACAAUAUUGACCCUCUCUAUAACCAUGCACGCAGUGGCUCCCUGGAGAAAGGAUAUGGGAUUUGGAAUACAGCUGUUCAGGCCUCCAUACGAGCUGGAGACUGGAAACUCCUCACAGGAGACCCCGGCUACGGAGACUGGACACCGCCACAGAUGCUUUCGGGUUUCCCCGGCAGCUGGUGGAACCUGGAGCGCCACACUGAACCCCGGAAAUCGAUCUGGCUUUUCAACAUCUCUGGAGAUCCCUACGAACACUUUGACCUUUCUGAGCAGAGACCAGAUGUUGUCAAACAGCUGCUGGCUAGACUGGUAUACUACAAUCGCACUGCGGUGCCAGUAAGGUACCCAUCAGAGGACCUACGGGCUGACCCCCACCUGAAUGGAGGGGCCUGGGUGCCUUGGGUAGGAGAUGAGGAGGAGGACAGCUGGGAUACUGUCUACCGGAAAAAGAACAAGAAUUGGAAAAAGAAGCUGAAACUGUCCAAUAGCAGGUCGUUUUUCAGAAGACUCAACACUAGGAUCAUGUCCAAUAGGAUAUAG
Molecule: messenger RNA, 1713 nt
Organism: Anarrhichthys ocellatus (wolf-eel)
Lineage: Eukaryota; Metazoa; Chordata; Actinopteri; Perciformes; Anarhichadidae
Gene: arsia
Product: arylsulfatase family, member Ia
Exons: 2
Coding region: 1-1713 (570 amino acids)
Molecular function (GO): sulfuric ester hydrolase activity
Source: RefSeq, a predicted model, not a curated record